CAGCCCAUUUUUCAGAAAUCUCCAAAGUGUUUGCGUCAAUUGCCGUGUCCACCAAAGAGAUCUGCCUUUAAUGUGAUUUAACAUUGUUUCCAUUCUUGUACUAUCUUCUCUACCAAAUUUUUUGUCGGUAGGAGGGUUAGAGUUUGAUUAGAACCCGAUUCAGGUAUAAAUUGGCCUAAAUUGUCCAAAUUGGAAGUCCAAAUAUGCUAAUGCCUGCAAUCAAUGCAUAAUCAUAGAUUGAAAAGUGUAACAGUCAAAUUUCAAUGAAAAUAAGACAAUCGAGCGUCUUCCACUAAGAUUUCUCAACGCCUGCAAUUUCCCAUCUUUGGUUUCUUUUCCUUUUCCUUUUCUCUUUUUGUGGGGCUCAUCAAAAAGUAACCUUGCUAUUUAGUUAAGAGAAUAGAGAGGGUGAGGAAUGAUACCAUCUUCACUCCACCGGUGACUGUAGUUUUUUAGUUGUCUUUAUAUUGCUUUUCUAGCGGUUGAUAAGAAGACAAAUUCUCAGCUUCUAAUAAAGCUAACUGCUCAAACAUCAUUCUUCAUUUAUGCUCAGAAAGUAACCAAAGCUCUUCCAUUCUCAUUGGUAGCACAGGAAGAACAGAUAUGAAGCUUUGGGUUUUGGCUCUGUUGCUGGCUAUUUUCAUCCAUGGGGUUGCAGGAGGAGAUGGUUUUGUCAGAACUGGAAGAACUCGUUUUCUGUUGAAUGGAAGUCCUUACUAUGCAAAUGGCUUCAAUGCCUACUGGUUGAUGUAUGUUGCUUCCGAUCCAUCUCAGAGGUCGAAGGUCUCCGCUGUGUUUCGUGAAGCCUCGAGCCAUGGUCUUACGGUUGCAAGAACUUGGGCUUUUAGUGAUGGUGGAUAUAGACCUCUUCAAUAUUCCCCUGGAAAUUACAAUGAACAAAUGUUUCAGGGGAUGGACUUUGUUGUAGCUGAGGCCAGAAGGUUUGGAAUCAAGCUGAUAUUGAGCUUAGUUAACAACUACGAAAACUUUGGAGGAAAAAAACAGUAUGUAAAUUGGGCAAGAAGUAAGGGGCAGUACCUAAAUUCUGAUGAUGAUUUCUUCAGAAACCCAGUUGUGAAGGGAUUCUACAAGAAUCAUAUCAGAACCGUUCUUAACAGAUACAACAGGUUCACCACAAUUCAUUACAAGGAUGAUCCAACAAUAAUGGCUUGGGAGCUUAUGAAUGAGCCUAGAUGCACAUCAGACCCAUCCGGAAGGACAAUCCAGGCUUGGAUUAUGGAAAUGGCUUCCUUCGUGAAGUCCAUUGAUAGAAACCACUUGCUGGAAGCUGGUUUAGAAGGAUUCUAUGGACACUCAUCACCACAGAGAAUGAGACUCAACCCAGGUUUCAACAUUGGUACAGACUUCAUAGCAAACAACAGAAUCCCUGGCAUUGAUUUUGCAACUCUUCAUUCCUACCCUGAUCAAUGGUUAUCAAGCUCAAAUGAUCAAUACCAGCUUUCAUUCUUAAACAAUUGGAUUUCAACACACAUACAAGAUGCAGAGUCCAUUCUACGUAAACCAAUCCUGCUCACAGAAUUUGGAAAAUCAUGGAAAGUUCCAGGUUACAGCACAAACGAAAGAGACCUUCUAUUCAACACAGUAUACUCCAAAAUAUACGCAUCGGCGAGAAGGGGAGGCGCCGCCGCCGGAGGCCUAUUCUGGCAGCUACUGACGGAAGGAAUGGAUUCUUUUCGCGAUGGAUACGAAAUAAUUCUGAGCCAAAACCCUUCAACGGCGAACGUGAUUACUCAACAAUCUCGAAGACUGUAUCAAAUCAGAAGGAUUUAUGCUAGAAUGCGAAAUAUCGAGAGGUGGAAGAGGGCAAGGGCGGCAAGGGGGAGACGAAUAGGAAAUUGAGAAGAGAAAAGAACUUAGUUGCAAAAUGGACAAUCUGGGGUUGUGCUUUAAUGGCGGAUAAAGAGGAUACUGGGGAAGGGUUUCUGUCUUUGAGAUGAAUCGUUCUUUCGUCCAGGAAGAAAGCUGAGACUUUUUUUUUUGGUGUGGUUUUUGAUGUGGGGUUCGCAAGUUCUUAUAGAUAUAAGUAUAAAUCAUAUAAAAGAAAGAAACUGAAAGUAGGAUCAAAGGAAAUGAGUUUGAUGGAGUUGGGUAUGAAUGGCUACUUGACUCCAAAUUUCAUACACACAAUGUCGUUUGCUGGUUUGUGAUUGUGUUUUUAGUAUUGUAACUUAAAAUCUAAGAUAUGUAUUUACCAUGAAUGCUUUAAUGCAUUGUUAUUAAUUAUGCUAUAUCUUAAGAUAUGAUGUGAAGAAAUUAACGUUUCAAUAAA
Molecule: messenger RNA, 2290 nt
Organism: Cucumis sativus (cucumber)
Lineage: Eukaryota; Viridiplantae; Streptophyta; Magnoliopsida; Cucurbitales; Cucurbitaceae
Product: mannan endo-1,4-beta-mannosidase 7
Exons: 5
Coding region: 604-1860 (418 amino acids)
Molecular function (GO): hydrolase activity, hydrolyzing O-glycosyl compounds
Source: RefSeq, a predicted model, not a curated record